Nematostella vectensis (starlet sea anemone) is the source of this 2962-nucleotide messenger RNA. Its product is annotated as coatomer subunit gamma-2. Gene Ontology annotation, biological process: intra-Golgi vesicle-mediated transport; intracellular protein transport; endoplasmic reticulum to Golgi vesicle-mediated transport. Gene Ontology annotation, cellular component: Golgi membrane; COPI vesicle coat; endoplasmic reticulum. The record is from RefSeq and is a predicted model, not a curated record. Bases 107 to 2752 code for a protein of 881 amino acids. The transcript has 26 exons. Lineage: Eukaryota; Metazoa; Cnidaria; Anthozoa; Actiniaria; Edwardsiidae. Gene Ontology annotation, molecular function: structural molecule activity.
CUGCUCGUUUCCGGGCACGCGGGCUCACCCUUCGUCUGCCACGUCGGCCAUUAACAGAUCACAAGCUUCACCGAUAAAUUUUGUUUCGGCCUGAAAUCUAGCCAACAUGCAGUACUUACGGCGUGAUAAAAAAGACGAGGAAGAAGGGCUGUCGAACCCGUUCCAAAACCUAGACAAGGGACAAGUUCUGCAGGAGGCCCGGGUGUUCAACGAAACGCCGAUCAAUGUCCGAAAAUGCAUCCAUAUCUUGACAAAAAUACUUUAUCUCAUCAAUCAGGGAACACACAUUGGCACUUCAGAAGGCACUGAGACAUUCUUUGCUAUGACAAAGCUUUUCCAGUCAAAGGAUUUGAUGCUGAGGCGUAUGGUGUACCUGGCCAUCAAGGAGCUGGCAAACAUUGCAGAGGAUGUCAUCAUUGUUACCAGCAGCUUGACCAAGGAUAUGACUGGAAAAGAGGACAUGUUUCGUGCUAGUGCCAUCCGUGCUCUUUGCAGGAUAACUGAUAAUACUAUGCUGCAAGGGAUUGAGCGCUACCUCAAACAGGCGGUUGUUGAUAAAAACCCAAGUGUGUCAAGUGCUGCCCUCGUCUCGUCUCUGCACUUGCUGAAGCCCAACUUUGAUGUGGUGAAGAGAUGGGUGAAUGAAGCGCAGGAGGCUGUGUCCAGUGAUAAUACUAUGGUCCAGUACCACGCCCUAGGACUGCUGUACCACAUCAAGCAGAGUGACCGGCUUGCCGUAUCCAAGCUCAUUGCCAAGCAUUCCAAGCAUUCUUUGCGCUCUCCGUAUGCCGUCUGCAUGCUGAUCCGUAUUGCUACCAAGUACCUUGACGAGGAGCCAGAAGUUGCAGAAAGUCCGUUGUAUGAUUUCUUGGAAAACUGUCUCAGACAUAAGAGUGAAAUGGUUAUUUAUGAAGCUGCCAGAGCUAUCGUGAACCUGAAAAACCUCAAGUCUAAGGAUCUCUGCCCUGCUAUAUCCGUUCUCCAACUCUUUCUCAGCUCCCCUAGACCUACCCUGCGCUUUGCUGCUGUUCGCACAUUAAACAAGGUCGCCAUGACGCAGCCCAUGUCGGUGACCACCUGUAAUCUGGAUCUGGAAAAUCUGAUUACCGACGUCAACAGAAGCAUUGCAACCCUUGCCAUCACUACACUGCUCAAGACUGGAAAUGAGAGCAGCGUGGAGCGAUUGAUGAAACAGAUCUCAUCAUUCAUGUCUGAGAUCUCAGAUGAGUUCAAGAUUGUUGUUGUUGAAGCAAUCAGGUCUCUGUGCCUCAAGUUUCCAAGGAAACACCUUGUAAUGAUGAACUUCCUCUCAUCCAUGCUCCGAGAUGAGGGUGGCUUUGAGUACAAAAAGGCUAUUGUGGACACAAUCAUUACCAUCAUAGAAGAGAAUGGUGAAGCAAAAGAGACAGGCUUGUCCCAUCUUUGUGAGUUCAUUGAGGACUGUGAGCACACUGUACUGGCGACACGCAUUCUUCAUCUCCUUGGCAGGGAGGGGCCACGAUCGCAGCAGCCUGGCCGUUACAUCCGCUAUAUCUACAACAGGGUGAUCCUUGAGAAUGCUGCUGUCAGAGCUGCUGCUGUGACCUCACUUGCCAAGUUUGGGGCUCAUUGCGAGAGUCUUCUCCCAAGCAUUGAGGUCCUUCUCUCAAGAUGUCUUCUUGACACGGAUGAUGAGGUCAGAGACAGGGCAACCUUCUACCUGAAUGUCCUCAGCCAGAAAGACAAGUCUCUCUCAUCUGCUUACAUCCUCAAUGGGCUUCAAGUUUCUAUUAUUGGCCUUGAGAGAGCACUCCAUGCAUAUGUCAAAGACACCAAUCAUUCUGCCCCCUUCGACCUCAAGACAGUACCCCUGGCCACCACGCCCAUGCAGGAACAAGUCAUCAAGGCUGGAAAAACAGCCAUUGAGACUCCUGCACCAUCCACCAAGGCCGCCGCCCCAAUUGCCGCUGUCAGACAAGAUGUGUAUGCAGGUCAGCUUGCUGCUAUCCCAGCGUUUGCCAAGCUUGGUCCCCUGUUUAGAUCCUCACCCAAGCCGGCCGAGCUGACUGAAUCAGAGACUGAGUAUGUGGUGAACUGCGUGAAGCAUGUGUUCAAUGACCACAUCGUGUUCCAGUUUGACUGCACCAACACCCUGAAUGACCAAGUACUGGAAAAUGUCAAGGUAGAGAUGGAUCCGUCAGAUGGAGAAUUUGAGGUGGUAUGCCAGAUUGAGUGUCCCUCCCUACCCUACAACCAGCCUGGUACCACCUACACCCUGAUCAAACUGCCUGAGGAUCACUCGUCAGUUACAUGUACAUUCUCCAACACACUGAAGUUCCUUGUGAAAGACUGUGACCCAAGUACCGGCGAAGCUGAUGAAGAUGGCUAUGAGGAUGAGUAUGUGCUCGAGGAUGUGGAUGUGGUAGUUGCAGAUCACGUGCAACAAGUUCAUCGCCCCAACUUCCUGGCUUCCUGGGAGGAGAUUGGUGAUGAGUGUGAACUAGAAGACACCUAUGCACUCACUUCCAUGUCCAGUCUUGAGGAGGCCGUCAAACAGAUCAUCGAGUACCUGGGCAUGCAGCCAUGCGAGAGAUCUGAUCGAGUCCCCGAGGGAAAAAGUUCGCACGCCCUCCUACUCGCUGGCGUCUACCGCGGCGGUCAUGACGUGCUGGUGAAGACGCGACUCGCCUUCGACCAGGGUGUCACCAUGAAUAUCACGGUCCGCAGUCGGGAUUCCACUGUCAGCGAGGUGAUCCUUAGCGCAGUGGGCUAGGGUGACAUCAAGAGUACCACCAUUUAUCCGUGAUCAAAUCCAUUUGUUGUUGUUACAGCAAUAGGUUCAUAAUUACAUUAUGCAGGAAACCGUCAGUCAUUUCAAGUGGAAUUAGAUAUCAAUAUUCCCUGGCUUGAAGUUGAAAAUAAGAUUACUAUCAUUUUAAAUUGUGUAUCAGAUUCAAAUCCUCAAUAAAAAGAAGAAAAAGCU